CUGGCCUUGCUUGCUUCCGUUGCGAAUUCAUCAUCACGUUGUUGACCUUCGCACAACCUGGCCAAUCGCUCUUUAUCGAAACCGCGGCAUCUCGCAUCUACCCCGGCCCUUAGACAGGGCGCGCUUUCUUCGCUGUCUUUAGGAAGGGGACUUUCUGAUUGACCAAAGAAGAAAUGGCGACGACGGAGACGGAGGUGUCUGCGCGCCACCAUUCGGACGACCCAUCACCAUCCCCCAUUGAUCGCCGCAGGUCUCCGAGCCCUCGUCGUGAGCGGUCUCUAUCUCGGGAUUCCCGAGAUUCCAGAGAGCCGCGCGAUAUCUCCCCGCACCCUCGAGAUGCGUCCCGCGACCCCUCGCGCGACAGGUCUCCUACGAGAUCCCCCAUUCCUCCUCCUCGACGACGCUCGUCGCCCCCCCGCGAUCGUUCUCCUUCCCACUCCGGCGAUCGAUCGCCCGUCAGGUCUCCUCCGAGAAGACGCUCACCACCUCCCGCGCGCCGCGAUGCCGACAGGUACCGACCCGCUAAGAAGGAGCGUACACCACCACCAGUAGCUCCGGUGAAAACGGAGGAGGAGAAGCUGGCCGACGCUCGGGCCGAGUACCAGAAGCUGCUGAACCUACGCAGUCAAGGCGUGUACCUGCCACCCCAAAAGCUACGUGCUCUCCAGGCUGCUAUCACCGACAAAAGCACCAAGGAAUACCAACGCAUGGCAUGGGACGCUCUGAAGAAGUCGAUCAACGGUCUCGUCAACAAGGUCAACACAGCCAACAUCAAGUUUGUCGUGCCGGAGCUGUUCGGCGAGAACCUGAUCCGCGGUCGAGGCCUGUUCUGCCAAAGUCUACUGAAGGCGCAGCACGCCAGUUUGCCCUUCACCCCGAUCUACGCCUGCCUGGCGGCCAUCUGCAACACCAAGCUGCCGCAGGUAGGGGAGCUGCUGGUUAAGCGGUUGAUUAUGCGGUUCCGGAAGGCGUUUAAGCGGAACGAUAAGGCCGUCUGCCUAUCCUCGACCAUGUUCAUUGCUCAUCUGGUGAACAACCAGGUGGUGCACGAGACGCUUGCCGCGCAGAUCCUGCUUCUCUUGUUGAGGAAGCCGACCGACGACAGCGUCGAGAUCGCCGUGGGGCUCAUGCGCGAGGUCGGCUUAUUCCUGGAGGAGAUGUCGCCCAGGAUCACCAACGUCGUCUUCGAUCAGUUCAGGAACAUCCUCCACGAAGCCGACAUCGACCGCCGGACACAGUACAUGAUCGAGGUUCUCUUUCAGGUGCGCAAGGACAAGUACAAGGACAAUCCGGUGAUUAAGGAGGAACUGGACCUGGUCGAAGAGGAGGACCAGAUCACGCAUCGGGUUGGACUGGAUGACGAGAUCACUACCCAGGACAGCCUCAACGUCUUCAAGUUUGAUCCUGAGUGGGAGAACAACGAGGCGGAAUACAAGAGGUUGAAGGCGGAGAUUUUGGGCGAGGGGAGCGAUGAUGAAGACGACGAGGACGAGUCGGAGAGCGAGUCGGAAGCAGAAGACGAGGAGCAAAAGGCGAUCGAGAUCAAGGACCAGAGCAACGCCGACCUCGUCAACCUCAGACGAACCAUCUACCUCACCAUCCAGUCAAGCGCUGACCCCGAGGAAGCUGCGCACAAGCUGAUGAAGCUGCGGCUACCCCCCGGCCAGGAGCCCGAGCUCGUGUCUAUGAUCAUCGAGUCCUGCGCCCAGGAAAAGGUCUACCUCAAGUUCAUGGGCCUGUUGGGAGAGCGGUUUGCCCGGCUGAACCGGAUGUGGAUGGACCUUUUCGAGGAGGCGUUUAUGAAGUACUACUCGACCAUCCACCGCUACGAGACCAACAAACUGCGCAACAUUGCCCGGUUCUUCGGCCAUCUGCUCGCGUCAGACUCCAUCGGCUGGCACGUGUUCUCCGUCAUUCACCUGAACCAGGAGGAGACGACGGCAGCGAGCCGUAUUUUCGUCAGGAUCCUGUUUGAAGACCUUCAGGAGAACAUGGGCACGGCCAAGCUAAAGGCGCGCAUGAGCGAAGAUAUGCUACAGCCCAGCUUCCAGGGCAUCUUCCCGCACGAUAAUCCGCGCAACAUCCGUUUCGCUAUCAACUACUUCACCUCCAUCAAGAUCGGGUACCUCACCGAUGAGAUGCGUACCUUCCUCGCCAACAUGCCCAAGCCCGCCCUACCGGCCCCAGCAGCCGAUUCGGAUUCCGAAUCCGUCUCCAGCUACUCUUCCUACUCCUCCUACUCCUCCCGCUCCCGCUCUCGGACCCCGCGCAGGGCGAUCGACCGCGACCGCGGCCGCUCCAUCUCACGCACCCCGCCCCGCAGAGGCCGCGACGACAGAUCCUACACCCGCAGCCCCAGCCGCCGCAGUUACACACGCUCCAUCUCGACCGCCGGGCGCUCCCUCUCCCGUUCCCGCUCCCCGCGCCGAGGAGCAGUCCGGGGUGGCCGCAGCAUCAGCCGCACCCCGAGCCGAAGCCCGACGCCGCGCGGCGCCAGAGGCCGCGGCCGCAGCUACACCCGUUCCCCGACGCGCUCCGUUUCCCGCUCCCGCUCCCCGCUGCCCGUCCGCCGCGGCAGCAUAAACAUAAGCAGAAGCAGCAGAAGGUCUUAUUCCCGCUCGCUGACGCGCUCUCCCUCGCCGCCUGCUGCAGCUGGUGGUGGUGCUGGUGGAGGAGGCGGCGGCGCUGGCUCGACGAAACGCCGCAGGCCUGAGGAGGAGUAUUCCCCCGGUCCGCCGCCGGCGAGGAGGGCGAGACGGUACAGCCGCUCGCUGUCGAGGUCGAGGUCUAGGUCUAGGUCUCCGCUUCCGGUGGGGCGCGGAAGGCCGCCGGUGGGUGGGGGCAGAGGCGGGGGGCGGGAUUCGUACUCGCGCUCUUUGUCGCGCUCGAGGAGCCCGCUGCCGCCGGGGCCGCCGCCGGGUAGAGGAGGUGGAGGAGGAGGUGGUGGUGGUGGUGCUGUGAGGGAUGGGUAUGGUCGUGGGGGAGGGGGGUAUAGGGAUAGAAAUGAUGGUGGUAAUGGUGGUGGUGGUGGUGGUGGGUACAGGGGCAGGCGGGACAGCAGGAGCAGGUCGCGCUCGCCGGCGAGGAGUCCGGUGGGCGGUGGUGGUGGUGCUGCUGCUAAGCGCAGGCGGUUUUAUAGCAGUUCGCGCUCGAGGUCGCCGCCGGUGCCGGCGAAGCGGGGGAGGGUUGAUGGGUAGUGAAGCGGUUGGUUGGGUUACUACUGGUGGAGGGGAGAAAGGGGAGAUUGUGAAUUGUGUGAUACCAUUGUUAUCAAAUCGAUCGAGUGGGUUGUGCGUGGUUCUCUCUCAGUCGUGGGGUUCAUUUUUGAAGUGGUUGGCUACGAGUACUCGGUUACUAUUCGUAUUAUCUCCGCCUAGGUUUCUUGCAGUCUUCUGAGAUGGAAGCCCUGUUUAGUUACCUGCUGCUACGGGCACCGCCUACGGGAGUACACAACUUCAUAGUUAACAAGGCCACGCCCCGGGAUAAUAUCGGAUAUGGUCUAGUUAAUUUAAUCGGUAUCGGCGGUCCAGUCGGAUGUAAAAAUCAUGGUUCCUUCCUCUCC
Chaetomium fimeti is the source of this 3562-nucleotide messenger RNA. RefSeq lists its product as uncharacterized. Gene Ontology annotation, molecular function: RNA binding; protein binding. Gene Ontology annotation, biological process: mRNA splicing, via spliceosome. The transcript has a single exon. The record is from RefSeq and is a predicted model, not a curated record. Bases 174 to 3197 code for a protein of 1007 amino acids. Lineage: Eukaryota; Fungi; Ascomycota; Sordariomycetes; Sordariales; Chaetomiaceae. Gene Ontology annotation, cellular component: catalytic step 2 spliceosome.